AUGGGUCAGGCUCCUUCAAGCGGCAUGCCGCCCGGCGGUCACAAGGAUGACAAGGACAAGGACAAGAAGAAGCCCAAGUGGGAGCCCCCAGUGCCCACACGUGUGGGUAAGAAGAAGCGCCGUGGACCCGACGCCGCGUCGCGUCUGCCACCCGUCUUCCCCACCACUCGCUGCAAGCUCAAGAUGCUCAAGAUGGAGCGUAUCAAGGACUACCUGUUGAUGGAGGAGGAGUUUGUGGCCAACCAGGCCGCCUACUCCGGCGAGGACCGUACGGCUGCCGACCGUUCGCGCGUAGACGAGCUGCGCGGUUCGCCCAUGGGUGUUGGCACCCUGGAGGAGAUUAUCGACGACGACCACGCGAUCGUGUCGUCUGGCAACGGCCCCGAGUUCUAUGUUGGUAUCAUGUCGUUUGUCGACAAGGACCUGCUCGAGCCCGGAUGCUCGGUCCUGCUGCAUCACAAGACGCACGCUGUCGUUGGUGUCCUUGCGGAUGACACCGACCCCAUGGUCUCGGUCAUGAAGCUGGACAAGGCGCCUACCGAGUCGUACGCCGACAUUGGUGGUCUCGAGACCCAGAUCCAGGAGAUUAAGGAGUCGGUCGAGCUCCCGCUCACCCACCCCGAGCUGUAUGAGGAGAUGGGUAUCCGCCCACCCAAGGGUGUCAUUCUUUACGGUGUCCCCGGUACCGGAAAGACCCUUCUCGCAAAGGCCGUCGCCAACCAGACCUCGGCCACCUUCCUCCGCAUCGUCGGCUCUGAGCUUAUCCAAAAGUACCUGGGUGACGGUCCCAAGCUCGUGCGCGAGCUGUUCCGCGUUGCUGAGGAGAACGCUCCCAGUAUCGUGUUCAUCGACGAGAUUGACGCCGUCGGUACCAAGCGUUACGACUCGACCUCGGGGGGCGAGCGCGAAAUCCAGCGCACCAUGCUGGAGCUCCUCAACCAGCUCGACGGCUUCGACGAGCGUGGAGACGUCAAGGUCAUCAUGGCCACCAACCGCAUCCAGUCCCUCGACCCUGCACUCAUCCGUCCCGGCCGUAUUGACCGCAAGAUCGAGUUCCCCCUCCCGGACACCAAGACCAAGCGUCACAUUUUCAAGCUGCACACGUCUCGCAUGUCGCUGGCAGAGGAUGUCGACCUCGAGGAGCUGGUGAUGACAAAGGACGACCUCUCGGGAGCCGAUAUCAAGGCUGUCUGUACCGAGGCCGGUCUUCUCGCCCUCCGUGAGCGCCGUAUGCGCGUGACCAAGGCCGACUUUACGACCGCCCGUGAGAAGGUCCUGUACAGGAAGGACGAGAACACUCCUGCUGGAUUGUAUCUGUGA
Apiotrichum porosum is the source of this 1320-nucleotide messenger RNA. It is a transcript of the gene RPT2, whose product is annotated as ATPase of 26S proteasome regulatory subunit 4. NCBI's taxonomy places the organism in Eukaryota, Fungi, Basidiomycota, Tremellomycetes, Trichosporonales, Trichosporonaceae. The record is from RefSeq and is a predicted model, not a curated record. The transcript has 4 exons. The coding region runs from base 1 to 1320 and encodes 439 amino acids. Gene Ontology annotation, molecular function: ATP hydrolysis activity; proteasome-activating activity; ATP binding. Gene Ontology annotation, cellular component: proteasome regulatory particle, base subcomplex. Gene Ontology annotation, biological process: proteasome-mediated ubiquitin-dependent protein catabolic process.